AUGGCAAGUACCAGCCACAGCACAUAUGUCCUUCAGCAGCUAAACAACCAAAGAGAGUGGGGUUUUCUCUGUGAUUGCUGCAUUGCUAUCGAUGAUAUUUAUUUUCAAGCACACAAAGCGGUCCUAGCUGCCUGCAGCUCUUAUUUUAGGAUGUUUUUUAUGAACCACCAACACACCACAGCCCAGCUGAAUCUCAGCAACAUGAAGAUCAGUGCUGAAUGCUUUGAUCUCAUAUUACAGUUUAUGUAUUUAGGGAAAAUUAUGACUGCCCCUACCAACUUUGAGCAAUUUAAAGUGGCGAUGAACUAUCUACAGUUAUAUAAUGUGCCUGAAUGUUUAGAAGAUAUACAAGAUACAGACUCCUCUAAUUUAAAGUGUUCAUCUUCUGCUUCUAGUACACAGAACAGUAAAAUGAUAUUUGGUGUGAGAAUGUAUGAAGAUACACUUACUAGAAAUGGCAGUGAAGUAAACAGGUGGUGUACGGAGCCACCAAGUUCAACUGUAAACACAUCCCAUAACAAAGAGCCAGAUGAAGAAGCUUUGCAGCUGGGCAGUUUCCCUGAACAACUGUUCGAUGUUUGCAAAAAAAGCACCAUGUCCAAAUUCUCUAACACAAAAGAUCGUGUGUCCCAUUCACGCCGCUUUGGAAGAAGCUUUACCUGUGACAGCUGUGGGUUUAGUUUUAGCUGUGAAAAGUUACUGGAUGAGCAUGUGUUAACAUGCACUAAUAGGCAUUCAUACCAAAAUGCCAGGUUUUAUGGUAUUGAAAAAAUUGACUUUAGUGAAAAAGACUCUACUUCUAAAAUACUGUCUGCACAAACAGAGAACUAUAAAGGGGAUACCAGUCAAGCAGCUGAUGACUCUUCAUCUCCAGUGUCAAACAUAACAAGCAGAAAAAGUAGUAUAGUUGCAUCUGAGACAUCAGGUGAAGAAGGAAGUAGAGCCACUGAGAGGAAAAGGAUUAUCAUCAAGAUGGAACCAGAGGACAACCCGGAAGAUGAACUGAAAGAUUUUAACAUUAUUAAAGUGACAGAUAAAGACUGUAAUGAAUCUACUGACAAUGAUGAAUUAGAUGAUGAACAGGAAGAGCCACUUUACAGAUAUUAUGUUGCAGAAGAGAUCAAUGAAAAGAGACGUUCUCGAAAAACUCUAAAACCCCGGUUGUCUAUAGAUGAGAAUGCAAGAAAGUGUUUAAAAAACGCAAGGCAUCUUAACAGGAAAGUCCCCCCAGUGCAGGAAGAUGCGGAGAAUGCUCCCUGUGAACUGUGUGGGCUAACAAUUACAGAGGAAGAUCUAUCCGCUCAUUAUUUAUCUAAACACAUAGAAAAUAUAUGUGCUUGUGGCAAAUGUGGCCAAAUAUUGGUCAAGGGUAGACAGUUACAGGAUCAUGCCCAGACAUGUGGAGAACCCCAGGAUCUGACAAUGAAUGGUAUAAGAAAUGCUGAGGAAAAAAUGGACUUAGAAGAGAAUCCCGAGGAACAGUCUGAAAUAAGGGAUAUGAUGUUUGCAGAGAUAUUGGAGGACUUCAGGGACAGUCACUUCCAAAUGAACAGUCUUCCAAACAAACAGUUAUAUAAGCAUUCUGCCUGUCCUUUCCGAUGUCCUAAUUGCGGUCAGCGUUUUGAAACUGAAACUCUAGUUGUUGAGCAUAUGUCAAACUGCCUAGAGCAAGAUCUGUUUAAGAAUGCUAUUAUGGAAGAGAAUGAAAGAGAUCACAGACGCAAGCAUUUCUGCAAUCUUUGUGGGAAAGGAUUUUAUCAGCGUUGUCACUUACGGGAACAUUACACUGUUCAUACCAAGGAAAAACAAUUUGUUUGUCAGACAUGUGGGAAGCAGUUUUUAAGAGAACGUCAGCUGCGGCUCCACAAUGAUAUGCACAAAGGCAUGGCCAGGUAUGUCUGUUCCAUUUGUGAUCAAGGAAACUUCAGAAAACAUGACCAUGUUCGGCAUAUGAUAUCUCAUUUAUCAGCUGGAGAGACUAUAUGCCAGGUCUGUUUUCAGAUAUUCCCAAAUAACGAACAACUGGAGCAGCACAUGGAUGUUCAUCUGUAUACAUGUGGAGUAUGUGGAGCAAAAUUUAAUUUGAGAAAAGAUAUGAGAUCUCACUAUAAUGCCAAGCAUUUGAAAAGAACAUAAGCAUAAACAUACUGUAAAACAAGCAUUAAGUUGACAGCAGUGGGAACACCAAAGCAAGGCAUACAAUAUAGCAGACAAAAAUUGAAUGAUUGUUGAAAACAAGUCUUUUGUUUAAAGACCCUUUUAAUCAUAGGUGUCUUUGUUGUAGGAUCAUUAAGUAUAUAUCUUUUAAAAGCAUCAAGUGUUUAAUUAUUCCAUUUUGACUGUUGCCUACUAGCAAUUUCUGUUUUUAAUUUUAUUGUUUUACUAAGUAGAUAUGAUACAAGUCAUUAUUUUUAAACUGUAGAGUAAAAGCACAAAUGUUACCCCUUAACUGACUUCUAUUAAACAGUUCUUAGUU
Messenger RNA from Emys orbicularis (European pond turtle), 2476 nucleotides. It is a transcript of the gene ZBTB1, whose product is annotated as zinc finger and BTB domain containing 1. Gene Ontology annotation, molecular function: DNA-binding transcription factor activity, RNA polymerase II-specific; protein binding. The record is from RefSeq and is a predicted model, not a curated record. NCBI's taxonomy places the organism in Eukaryota, Metazoa, Chordata, Testudines, Emydidae. Gene Ontology annotation, cellular component: nucleus. Bases 1 to 2136 code for a protein of 711 amino acids. The transcript has a single exon. Gene Ontology annotation, biological process: regulation of transcription by RNA polymerase II.